GUAUGACCUUAAAAAGAGGUGAUAUACCUCCACUACUUCGUUGGUGAAAUUUAUGGUUCAUACCUAUACCAAAAUCCUUUGUCCUUCCUUAUAUUGCCUAUUUGCUCUUGUUAAAUCUUAAAUCUCAGUUCAUGCCACGAACCAACGGUCAACUAAACGGUCACUAUCUAGGAAUAACCCCAUUUUUGUUCAAUGCCUUGUCGGAAUCAUACACAGAGUUCAUCGGAAAAUAUGCUCGCAGCGGCGACUUGGGAUCGGGGAAAGCGUUGCACGCGCGCCUGAUCAUCAAUGGGUUGGCCCGUCGAACCCAUUUCGCAGCAAAACUCAUCACUUUCUACGCUGAAUGCAAACAGGUAAAUGAUGCUCGCAAACUGUUCGACAAAAUUCCCAAGACAAAUGCACGUCGUUGGAUUGUCCUGGCCGGGGCCUAUUCCCGGCAAGGAAUCUACGAGGAAGUUAUGGGACUGUUUAAGGAAAUGCAAGAGGCAAGAAUGCGUCCAAAUAAAUUCGUUCUUCCCAGUGUCUUGAAAGCCUGUGGGCAUCUUUCUGAUCGAAUUACAGGGGAGACAUUGCACGCCGUCAUCCUCAAAAACGAGUUUGAAUCUGAUGCAUAUGUGGUUAGUGCGCUAAUCGACAUGUACUCGAAAUGUGGGAAAGUGGGAAAGGCCAAAAGGGUAUUUGAUGCAAUGGGGAAGAAAGAUUUAGUGGCACUGAAUGCUAUGGUUUCAGGGCUUGUCCAGCAUAGGCAUGAAACUGAAGCUCUGAGUUUGUUCGAGGAAAUGAAACCACAAGGGUUGAAGCCUAAUGUCGUGACAUAUAAUGCAUUGAUUGCAGGAUUUUCUCAAGCAGAUGACAUGGCUAUGGCGUCCAAAGUCUUCGCACUAAUGCAAGAUGAGGGAGUAGAACCAGAUGUCGUUUCUUGGACUUCUCUUGUUUCUGGGCUAGUCCAGAACUUCCACAACCGCAAAGCUUUUCAUGUGUUUAAGCAGAUGAUGAGUGCUGGGAUACUUCCAACUUCAGCGACGCUUAGCAGUCUAUUGCCUGCUUGUGCAUCUUUGGCAAACAUGAAACGUGGUAGGGAAAUUCACGGUUAUGCCAUAGUGAUGGGAGCUGAAAAAGAUGUGUAUGUAAGAAGUGCUCUCAUUGAUAUGUACGCGAAAUGCGGGCUUAUUUACCAGGCAGGUAAAUUAUUCCACACCAUGCCCUCUAAAAACACGGUCACCUGGAAUUCAAUGAUCUUCGGCUACGCAAAUCACGGACAUUGCGACGAAGCCAUUCACCUCUUCGAAAAAAUGGCGAGAGAGGAGGAGGGUAAAAUGGACCACUUGACAUUCACAGCCGCUCUCACGGCUUGCAGUCAUGGUGGGAUGGUCAAGUACGGAGAAAGCGUGUUCAAGAAGAUGGUGGGAGAACACGGAAUCAAACCAAGGUUAGAGCACUAUGCAUGCAUGGUGGAUGUGUUAGGAAGAGGAGGGGAGACAAGAAAGGCAUAUGAGUUCAUUCAAAGUAUGCCAAUGGAGGCGGAUUUGUUCGCGUGGGGAGCGUUGUUAGGGGCGUGCAGACAGUACGGGGAUCUGGAGAUUGCAGAGGUAGCUGCUAAAGAGUUGGCCAAGUUGGAGCCUUUGAGUGCAGGGAAUGGUGUGUUGUUGUCUGGUCUAUAUGCAGAUGUGAGCAGGUGGGGAAAUGUUGCUAAGGUGAAAAUGUCCAUAAAGAAGAACAAGAAGCUCCAAAGGUUUCCUGGGUGUAGUUGGGUGGAUGUUGUUGCAGAAGCUGCACAAAGUUAAGCCAUUUAAGACUCAUUUAUAUGGAGGAUUAGAGUAUAAAUCUUGUCCAAGACCUAUAACUCUAAACUUGAAUUUUUGAUUGAUUAGUUAAAUCCUUGAUAUGGAGAAUGUAAAAAGUGCAUUGGUGCAGGGUAAAUGUAGGUCCAAGUGAUUCAUAUAGUGUAUUUGUUAUAUUCUCAAUGCAUAAUACAUAAACAGGCUUUGCUUUU
Messenger RNA from Cuscuta campestris, 1993 nucleotides. Lineage: Eukaryota; Viridiplantae; Streptophyta; Magnoliopsida; Solanales; Convolvulaceae. The record is from the annotation of a GenBank genome assembly.